AUAUUUCCGGUUGAUCUGUAAAAAUGAUUGUUUACAAAUCUACUCAUUGUUUUAAUCCUUCACAGGUCAUUCAUAUAAAUAUUUCAGGAUAAAAUGUCUCAGCUGUCACAAAGCCAAGUUCAGGUCACAAUCGAACUUGGCCACACAGCAAGUUUCCGCAAAAAACCAACAUCAGAGGGGUUCACACAUGACUGGACAGUGUUCGUACGAGGUCCUGACGGAUCAAAGAUUCAGCAUUUCAUUGAGAAAGUUGUUUUCAACCUCCAUGACACCUUUAGCAGACCCAAGAGAACCGUCAAGGAGCCCCCAUAUCAGGUGACCGAAUCGGGCUACGCCAGCUUCCUGUUGCCGAUCGACAUCUAUUUCCGCAACAAGGAAUCGCCCAAGAAGCUCAGGUUUAAUUAUGAUUUGUACCUGAAUGCUGAAGGUGGUCCGUCCAUAAACCACAAUCGCUGUGAGAAACUCACCUUCCAGAACCCCACUGAAGAGUUCCGACAGAAGCUGCUGAAGUCAGGAGGGGUGCAGUAUAACAGCAACUCCCAGCAACCCUUCACCGAACUGUUCGGACCUCCCAUCACCCCCGACACUGGCAACAAGAGGCCAGCCGGAAUCUCCUCCUCCAGUAGCAGCAACAACAGGGACAAGAGCUCAAAGAGCAAAGGCAGCAGCAGUGUGGUGUCUAAGCCCUCCACACCACAGUCAUCCCAUGCCUCCGCCACUGUCACAUCCUCAUCUUCAUCCUCCUCCGGCCCCGGGACGCAGCCUAUUGCGUCCAAGGAACCCAAGACAUCCAAAUCUUCCUCUUCCUCUUCCUCUAGAGAGACGAUGGGCCAGAAGCGCCCCUCGACCACAUCUCCCACAGAGCAGACGUCGGGGAAAAAGAUGAGGAGAAGCUCCUCCACUUCCUCCACCACAGAGUCCUCCAAACACAAGUCUCACAAGUCAUCGAGCAAAAAAAAUAAAUCUGAAGAGGGCGAGUCAAAGAAAAAGUCAUCUUCUUCCAAACAUCGCAAAGAGAAAUCUCACAAAGACAAGAAAAAGGAUAAGUCAGACACUUCACAUUCUAAGGGUUCUUCUAAUUUGAGUAAAUCUUUGCCAGAAUUUAAACUUGAGACUGAACUGCUAUCCCCACUCAGAGACAGCCCUUCAAGAUCUGCCAGCCCCCCUCCCAUCAAGCCAGACACGCUUGAUUCGGACUGUGACAGUGAUUCCAGUGCAAGUCCAAAGCAUCCCCUGCCAACACCGAAGAGCUCAACCUUGUCAUCACUCUCAGAGGACGAGGAGGAGAUGACAAGGAAGAUCCUGCAGGGGAAGGCUGAGGAUGAUUCCAGCAGCAGCAGCUCCAAUAAGAGUGAUAGUGAGCCUGUCAAGCCUGACUCCAGCAGUGGCAGUGAGGACGAGGAUGUCCUGUCCACUCAUUCGGCGGACAACAAGCUUCACUACCACUCACACAAUUCACCCAAACCCUCAAAGAACACUUCAGACAAUCGGAAAUCAUCUCCACUCAAAAAUGAAUCAAAAAGUUCUCCCAUAAAAGUUGAAUCUAAAUCAUCGAAGUCCAAACAUGGCAGUUCAUCAAGUUCAAGAAGGCCUUCGAAGCCAGAAACAAAAUCGAAAGACUCAAAAGAGAAGAAAGAAAGAUCUGAAUCUUCUUCCUCUAAACACUCUCACUCAAGUAAAGACAGUCGGGGGUCGAAGGAGAAGAAAGACUCAUCAAAAGAAAAGGAAAGUGGUGGGUCAGAAAAUGGCAUCCCUGAGAAGGCAUCAAAUGGAGAAAAUAUCAAGGAGUUGCUGGACAUGCAGGUGACCCUCUGUAGAAUGACUGAUCGCAAGAUACUGCAGCAGAUUGCCAACUUGAUUGGUCAGACUGGUCUCUUCAAGGUCACGGAAACAUCCUUCAACUUUGACCUCUGUAACCUUGAAUCUGACAUAGUUAAGAAAAUUAGGAAUAUGAUCUCAGAAUCUAUUUCGUAAUUAGUAUUCUAUUUGGAAAAGCAAGUUGCUUUCAAAUUUGAGUGCUUGAAGCCCAUGACAGCUAUUGACAGAAGUGCUGUCAUUUGUGACCAGUGGGUACAAGCUUCAGUGGACUCUUGUGUCUCUGUGUUUAAAGAUGGAAAUGGAAAGUUUCUUUCUUGACUGUUUCAAUGAAACUGACACAUAUUUUAUUAUGUUCAACUGACAUUUGUAUGAAUGAAACCGUGUGAGUUUGCGACAGUGUUUGUGUUUCAGAUGUUUGUGUUUCAUAGACUUGAAACGUUUGCAAGCAAGUUUUGAAAGGAAACCACUUUAAUUUGAUAUGAUGGCCUCAAACAAAGGCAUUAAUUUGAGUAUAUUUAUGUUAUUAUUUUAUUGCAUGAGUGCUGGAAGGUCAUAUUUAAUUUGAGAGGUCAGUUUGUUUAUUCUUCUGUGUUGGUCAAGGAUUUGUUUACUCAGUAAUGCUUUAAGUCAAGUCUAAUGAGUUCAAUCAAAUUGCAUUUACUGGGAAUAUAAUGUGUUCUGUCUCACUACUGCCCAAAUAUGAAUCUUCAACGAGAAGGUUGUGACCUGCCAAAUGCCAUGUCAGUCUCAUGUAAGUCAUAACAAGAUGGAAAUAUCCACCCUGUAUUCACUGUUAACAUAGUUAUCUUCAAAGAAGCAUUAAUAGGAAUUAUUCAAAUAUUCAGUGACUGCCAACAGCCUUCUGCCUUAUAGCAAGUUGAGAUACCAGAUCGCCAUGACUCUCAUUGUAAAUGUGUGAUAUCUGAUUGUGUUGAUAGAAAUGCUUGACUGUAACAAAAACAGAUCAGAUAUUUUCUUGUAAUGUUGCUAUUUAGUAUUUUUACAAAAUUUGAUAAGUUGUCUUUUCUAUUUUACAUUACACACCAGUAUCAAAUUCAGAUAAUAAUGUGACCCGAAGUGAAGUCAAUUUCUGAAUCAAGUAUCAUCAAAGUUUUCAGCAGAAUAGAAGGUUAUGAUCGGAUACUUUGAAU
Molecule: messenger RNA, 2969 nt
Organism: Haliotis rubra (blacklip abalone)
Lineage: Eukaryota; Metazoa; Mollusca; Gastropoda; Lepetellida; Haliotidae
Product: protein AF-9-like
Biological process (GO): regulation of DNA-templated transcription
Cellular component (GO): super elongation complex
Source: RefSeq, a predicted model, not a curated record